Molecule: messenger RNA, 2364 nt
Organism: Abrus precatorius (Indian licorice)
Lineage: Eukaryota; Viridiplantae; Streptophyta; Magnoliopsida; Fabales; Fabaceae
Product: dicarboxylate transporter 1, chloroplastic
Exons: 3
Coding region: 252-1919 (555 amino acids)
Biological process (GO): transmembrane transport
Cellular component (GO): membrane
Molecular function (GO): transmembrane transporter activity
Source: RefSeq, a predicted model, not a curated record
GCUGACACAGAGAGUGUUUACAGUUGUGGCGGAGAUAUCGACAUCUCAGACGGCAAUCACAAAGCCGAUAGGGCACACAAGCCACCAAUUUCUCACCAACAAACAACGCCGCAUAUUCCAAUCACAAUCUCCACCGUCCGUUCCAAAUCCGACGUCCCAAACUCAAACCCCUCUCCCACCACAUCACAUGCUGCUACUCUAUUAAGCUUCCAUCGUCACCACCUCACCAGAUCCCAAUCGCGCGCAACCCCAUGGCCUCCAUAGCGCUCACAGCCUCCGCCACCACCCUCCCCUCCCUCCGCCUCCGCCGCAAUCCACCACCGCUACGCCAUUCCACCACUCUCAAACCCAUCAAACCAAACCCUUUCCCUUCCAUUUCAUCCAUCUCAUCAUUCCCAGCUAAACCCUUUCAUCGGAAACCCCUCACUCUCACCGUCAGAGCCUCAGCCUCAGCCGCUUCUAUAACUCCGGCUCCGGCGCCGGUUCCACCUCCGGCUCAGCCAUGGCAAGGUGCCGCCAUAAAACCCCUAUUAGCUUCCAUAGCUACAGGAGUUAUACUCUGGUUCGUUCCCGUUCCCGCCGGUGUUAACCGUAACGCGUGGCAAUUGCUGGCGAUUUUCUUAGGCACAAUCGUCGGCAUUAUCACGCAACCGUUACCCCUCGGCGCCGUCGCCAUAUUAGGGUUGGGAGUUUCGGUUCUCACCAAAACCCUAACGUUCGUCGCGGCCUUCUCCGGCUUCGGCGACCCCAUUCCCUGGCUCAUUUGCCUCGCCUUCUUCUUCGCCAAGGGAUUCAUCAAAACCGGCCUCGGAAACCGCGUGGCUUACCAAUUCGUCUCGCUCUUCGGAAGCUCCUCGUUAGGGUUAGGUUACAGCUUGGUUUUCAGCGAGGCGUUGUUGGCACCGGCUAUUCCUUCGGUUUCGGCGAGAGCGGGUGGGAUUUUUCUUCCGUUGGUGAAAUCACUGUGUGUGGCUUGUGGCAGUAACGUCGGCGACGGAACGGAGAACAAAUUGGGGUCGUGGUUGAUGCUUACUUGCUUUCAGACUUCGGUGAUUACAUCGGCGAUGUUUUUGACAGCAAUGGCGGCGAAUCCCCUCUGUGCGACUCUGACACUGAACUCGAUCAACCAAACCAUUGGGUGGUUGGAUUGGGCGAAAGCGGCGAUCGUGCCUGGGUUGGCUUCGUUGGUGUUGGUGCCGUUGAUCUUGUAUGUUAUAUACCCUCCUACCCUGAAAACAAGCCCUGAUGCUCCCAAGCUUGCUAGGGAGAAGUUGGAGAAGAUGGGGCCCAUGACGGCCCAUGAGAAGAUCAUGACCGCUACUCUGUUUCUCACGGUUGGACUUUGGGUUUUUGGGGGGCUUCUUAACAUUGAUGCUGUAUCUGCUGCAAUUCUUGGAUUAGCUGUACUUCUUGUUACUGGGGUUGUAACAUGGAAGGAGUGCUUGGCUGAAGGAGUUGCUUGGGAUACUCUUACAUGGUUUGCUGCUCUCAUUGCAAUGGCUGGGUAUUUGAACAAAUAUGGUCUCAUUUCUUGGUUCAGUCAAACAGUAGUUAAGUUCGUUGGUGGAUUGGGUCUAUCAUGGCAACUAUCCUUUGGGAUUCUAGUCCUUCUCUACUUCUACACCCAUUACUUCUUUGCAAGUGGAGCUGCUCAUAUUGGUGCCAUGUUUACUGCAUUUUUGUCUGUUGCCACGGCUCUAGGGACCCCUCCAUUCUUUGGAGCCAUAGUACUGUCCUUCCUCUCCAACCUUAUGGGCGGUCUUACUCAUUAUGGAAUUGGAUCAGCUCCUGUGUUUUUCGGUGCCAACUAUGUUCCCCUUGCUAAAUGGUGGGGUUAUGGGUUCCUCAUUAGUAUUGUUAACAUUAUAAUCUGGCUUGGGCUUGGAGGAGUUUGGUGGAAAGCCAUUGGGUUGUGGUAAAGGACCCAUUAUAUAAAUUUGCCUACACAAAUUUUCUAAUUGAAGAUUUUUGCACACAUUCUUAUAUUAAAUAAUCAUUUUCCGAUUCUUUCUAGAAAUAAUUUUCGGGAGGUUUUGAUGGAGAUUUAGGCGGUACCUGGAUACAGUUGAUCAUUUUAGAUCUUGGGUAGAACAUUUACAUUAUUUAUGAAAUGUAAGGACAUCCUGCUAUUCAGGAUAUGGUGGAAUGUUGUAGUUGUAUGCCUUGAAUGGGUUUUUCCUUAAUUUUGCCGAACAAUUGUUAUAUUCUUGUUUGGGAUGGCAAUAUGUAGCUGAAAUUUGGCAGUUAUCGCUAUCUGUUUAGCAAAUUCUUUUGGGAUAUCCCAACGUUCCAUUUUGCCGUGAGGGAAUGUUCCGCACUCCUCAGAGUUAAAAGUGAAUUUUUCGUGCACUUGGUCGUCUUUUU